CUGAGCUGUUCGUCGUCGCUCCAGUGAUCGGUUCUUGUGUUGUCAAGUUGGAAAAAAAUUGGUGACCGUUUCUGUGCGCGUUAAUUUACCCCCGGAAAGUGACUGAAAUCCGGUCCGUAAGUGGCUGAAAACGUCGUACUGUUCCGUGGCCAUCGUUUGCGCUAGCAGUUUGGCGGGUGCGCGCGGGUUUUGAACGUGAAAAUCCGUUCGGACAAAAGUGAAGUUUUUUUUUUCUUUCAUUUUGCUCUGCGGUGGAGUGAAUUGGAUUUUUUUUUGCUUCUGUGAGUGAACGAACGAUCCGAACGUUGAACGACGAAGUGAAGAGGGAAGCAGAUGCGGGGGUGCGGAAGAACCCAAGAGUGUUGGAUAGUGAAGUUUCCGUGCACAGCGCGCGCUAGUCGCUGUUCUUCGCGGCGCGGAAUUAUAUUGGCAUGAGUUAUUACCCCAUCAUGGGAGAGUUGUAAAAUGUUACUGGCUUUUGUCGGGGAGAGAGAGAGAGGCAUGCUGCUGUUAUGGUGAAAAAUUGUUGUUAGCUCAAGUUGGAAUUAUUCACGAAAAAAUAAUCUACUCGAAAUUGUGGAAGCAUGUUGAUAAUUGAUAGAGCUGAUUUGUGUUUCGCGCGGCAGUGAUUUCGGUUGGGCCAAGUGUAAGCGUUCGGUGUUCGGGGCAGUCGCAGUGAGUGAGAUUAUAAAUUGUGGUGUUUCGAUUUCGUGAAGUGAAACUAGUAAGAAGAAAACGAAGAAUAAGACACAGUAGGGCGGCAAUCAAUCCGGUGGCCGGGCAGAGGGAGCUACAGAAGCAUGGAAACUGUGGUAGCCUCGGCCGACGUUUUCCGCACCGUAGUCGUUGGAAUAGAAUCGAGUCCAAUCCAGGUCCCGGAGUUGUUAUUCGCUGACGGUGGGCGACAGCAGCUGAAACUGAAACAACGACGGCUACAACAAAGCUAAUGAGCUCGGUCUAUCUCCCUGUCUCUCUCGCUCGGUGGAUUCCUGAAGAGUUCACUCGCAUUGCCAUGCCACCACCACCGCCGCCACCGUCCUCAUCAUGUUGUUGCUCGUUGCUACUUCUUCGUCGUCAAAUUCGACUCCUACCAGUUCGCGGUUGCCACUGAAGAAGCGCAAGAAGAAGCCCACGAUAAUGAAUGAAGAGAAGAAUAAAAAUAAAAUUAAAAAUUAAGAUAAUAUAAACGAUCAUCAUCAAGAAGCUCAAACAACAGAGCCGGGAAAAGUAAGAAGCUAGAAAACGAAGAAAAUCAGGAUCAAGAAUCUUAGUCGCUUGCGCAUCACGACCGACCAACGAAAGAAGAAGAAGAAUACAACGUGAAGUGAAAGAACCCAUCUCGAAGAACUAGGGGAAAAACGACCCAGCGAGUCAACUAUUUCCAAAGAGCUCCUACAAGAAGCUACGGCUACAGCAGCAGCAGCUCUUCGUCAUCAUCAUUUUUCAUCAUUCCCGCUCGUUGUCGCCGCCUUGCUGCUCCCGACGUCUCCGACGAAGAAUUCGGUUGUGCUGAGCGUCGACCACGACGACCUGUUGGGCGAAACCAGGAAAACAGAGAUCCGAUAAUAUGGAUAAAUAUCGGCCGCUGCUCGUGCUCGUGUUCUACAUUCUCAACCACAAGCUAGAUGGCGUUGCCAGCGAUCAAGUUGUCCUGCUCGAUACCACCAAGGAAGCGACGCUGGAGUGGACCCGGUACCCGUAUGGACCGCAAGCGCAGACACCUGGUUGGGUGGAGGAAUCGUUCACCAACUUUGUGAAGGGUAUCAACUGGCGCAGCUACGUGGUGUGCGAUGUGGCGUACAACAACGUCAACAACUGGCUGUGGUCACCGUUCAUCGACCGGGGUCCGGCCAACCGGCUCUACAUCGAGAUCCACUUCACCAUCCGGGACUGUUCGCUGUUCCCGGGCAAUGCGUUGUCCUGCAAGGAGACGUUCAGUUUGCUGUUCUAUGAGUUCGAUGCAGCUACGCGGGAACCGCCUCCCUGGCAGCCGGAGAGCUACAAGCUGAUCGGAAGGAUAGCUGCCGGGGAGGGCCGCUUCAAUCAGAACUCCGACGUGGAUAUCAACGUGGAGGUGAAGAGUAUAGCCGUUACCAAGAAGGGGGUAUACUUUGCGUUCCGAGAUCAGGGAGCGUGCAUCAGUGUGCUGGCCGUGAAGGUGUACUACAUCACGUGUCCGGCCGUGACGAUCAAUUUUGCACAUUUCAACGAAACGCCGACGGGGAGGGAGAUUACGAUCAUCGAGCAGCAGACGGGGACGUGUGUGGAGAAUGCCGAGACAUACGAAACGCCCAACUAUCUGUGCAAGGGCGAUGGCAAGUGGACGAUCUUGAGCGGUGGGUGUCGCUGCAAGGUCGGGUACGAGCCAGAUCACGAAAAGCAGACGUGCAAUGUCUGCCCGGUUGGCAAGUUCCGUUCGGCGGAAGUCGAAUCCUGUACGAUUUGUCCGUUGAGUUCGAAAACCAACAAAAUCGGAUCGCCGUUCUGUCCCUGUCUUAGCGGGCACUACCGACAUCCUAGGGAUGGGAAGCAUAUGCCCUGCUAUAAACCUCCGGGACCACCGACGAAUCUCACGCUGCUGUUUAUCGAUCAAACCAGUGCGAUCCUGUCGUGGAAUGCUCCGCAACGGGCAGUCGAUGAACAGGUGGACACCAAGUACCGAAGCGAUAUCGUUUUCCGGAUAAAGUGUUCCGCUUGUACGUCGAAUGUCGUGUUCAACCCGUCCACGGAGACGUUCAACGAUACGAAGCUGACGCUGACGAAUCUGGAACCGGUUACAACCUACACGGUGCAGAUUCACUCGCAGCACGGCGUGUCCUAUCUGAUCAAUCCGGAAGGGCAGGGUGCCGGUGCUGCUGGGUACGACAAUAGCAGCAGUGGAGGCUUCAACAACAAUCACUAUCACCACGCGACGGAACCGCCGAACCUGGGCCGGUCGUCGGAUUUGGACGACAUCAAGACGGAGUUUGCGGAGAUUACCUUUACGACUGAGUCGGCCAUUCUCAGCACGGUGUUCAAUGUGAAAGUGAUCUCCAUCACCAACAAGGAGGUAGACCUGGUGUGGGACAAACCGAUGCACAGCGACUCCCCGAUCGAGUACUACGAGGUCCGGUGGUUCCCCAAAUCGGAGGUGGACGCCAUGAACAAAUCGGUGCUGAGCACCAAAGAAUCCAAGAUUCACAUCAGCGACCUGCAGGAGAAUACCGAAUAUGGUUUCCAGGUGCGCUGCAAGACCCUGAACGGGUGGGGCACCUUCAGUAACAUCGUCUACGCCCAGACGCACCAGAGCGUCAGUCCAGUGUAUGAUGAUUCCUUCCAAAUGCGAAUUGUUGCUGGUUCAACAGUUGCAGUUGUCUUCAUCUUAGUAUUAGUGAUCGUCGUCACCGUCCUAUUCCUGCGCUCCAAGAGCCACGAUGACAUCGACAAGAAAACCAACAAUCAUCUCCCACUGCCGUUGGACUACGCCAGCAACGAAGUUCACGCAAUGGACACGACGCCGAUCGUGAAAACGAUGAAAAACAAUGGUGGUUCUUACGGGUAUUACCGACAACGUCGUAAUAAUUUUGCAGUGACCACGCCACUGUUCGGCACCAGCAGAAGCUACGUCGAUCCGCACACGUACGAGGACCCAAACCAGGCGAUCCGCGAGUUUGCGCGCGAAAUCGAUGCCAGCUACAUCACGAUCGAGGCCAUCAUCGGUGGCGGCGAGUUCGGUGACGUGUGCCGAGGGAGGCUGAAGAUCCCGCCGAACUUUGUGCAGGAAAUUGACGUUGCCAUCAAGACGCUCAAGCCGGGCUCGUCGGAGAAGGCACGGUGCGAUUUCCUCACCGAGGCCUCCAUCAUGGGUCAGUUCGACCAUCCGAAUGUGAUCUACCUGCAGGGGGUGGUGACCCGAUCGAACCCGGUCAUGAUCAUCACCGAGUACAUGGAAAACGGCAGUCUGGACACGUUCCUCCGGGCCAACGAUGGCAAGUUCCAGACGCUGCAGCUGAUCGGAAUGCUACGGGGGAUCGCCGCCGGAAUGUCCUAUCUCAGUGACAUGAACUACGUGCACCGGGACCUGGCGGCACGCAAUGUUCUAGUUAAUUCCUCACUAGUGUGUAAGAUUGCCGACUUUGGGCUGUCCCGGGAGAUCGAGAACGCGAGCGACGCGUACACGACGAGGGGCGGUAAAAUCCCGGUACGCUGGACGGCCCCGGAGGCGAUAGCGUUUAGGAAAUUCACGUCCGCCUCGGACGUGUGGUCCUACGGCGUGGUGCUGUGGGAGGUGAUGUCGUACGGCGAGCGGCCGUACUGGAACUGGUCGAAUCAGGAUGUGAUAAAGAGCAUCGAGAAGGGCUAUCGGUUGCCAGCGCCGAUGGAUUGCCCGGAAGCUCUGUACCAGCUGAUGUUGGACUGUUGGCAGAAACAGCGGACCCAUAGGCCUACGUUUUCUAGUAUCACGCAAACGUUGGACAACCUGGCGAGGCAACCGCAGGUGUUGCUAACGACGCGGAACUCACCGGACAACCCGGUGGCCCGGAUGGGCAACGAUAUUAGCGACGAGAUGCUGGCGGCCCAGCAGCGGAGUAUGCUCGGAAUGGGCACGACCGAGCGGAUAUUGAACAGUAGUUCCGGCGCCGGUGGCGUCGUCGGAAGUAGCAUGACGAUGAGCGUGGCCGGAAUGGGUACGCUCGGCUCAACCGUCGGAGGACUGAGUAAUACGGGAACCAUGUCCGGGACGGGCAGUGCCGGAGCGGUGUUCAUCAGCACCGACCAAUGGCUGGAGAGUAUCAAGAUGUCGAGGUACUCGCAGCACUUCAAGGAAGCCGGACUGGUGACGGCUCAGCAGAUAUCCCGGUUAACCGCCCAGCAGCUGUCCGACAUGGGUAUCACGCUCGUUGGGCACCAGAAAAAGAUUCUUCACCAAGCGCGACAGAUAGAUACCAUAAUUUAAGUGUCAACAGAACCCAUUCCACCACCACCACAUCACAUACACAGUUACAGUACUCUUCUUCUCCCGUUGAAUGUUUAAGAAAGCAAUCGCGCGAAAGUAGUAGUGCAUGUCCAACGACGGGAACAACGAACGAAGAGAGCAUGACUUAUCCUACUACAACAACAACAACAACUACUAUUACUACUACUACUACGAAAGCAUGGACUUGAUUACGACGGAAAUAGCACAUCACAAAGUACCGAAACCAACUACCGAGGUUGGUUUUCCUUUUUUCAAUCAACGAUCCCAGUUCAAAUUUGUUUCAGUGUAUUUAUUACUAACUAAGUUCAUUCCCAUCGCGCGCGAAGCAUUCACCUUUUUUUAAGCGAGAGACAGAGAGAGAGAGAGAAAAGAAUAGUGUGAGAAAAUGUAGUGACAAAGAGGAGACUGCAUCAACCUGUACACAUGUUUAUACAAUUAGCAUAAAAGAAAACAGUUAUAAUUGAUAAUUCUUUGCAAAACGAAUCUAAUUUAAUUUCCGAUGGUGAUUGCACGAGAGCGCGAGCGACAGAAAGAGAGAUUAAAAUGCAUUUAUAUUUUUUUUUUAACUCGUACCUAACUUAAUUCAAACACACACAGACAGACAAGUGAUCGUUACUUAAGCGUAAUCUCAGAAACUUUUGUUCCGUUUUCAAGCUGAUUUUGAUGAGCGUAGAGGAGGAAAAAAAAAACAAUGUCGUUAACAACGCAUUAUGCAAACGAACGAAAGAGAAAGGGGAAAAAAUGUGAUUUUUAUACAAUAGCAAUAGGUAGAAGAGAGCGAGAGAGAAAGCGAGAGAGGAAGAGGAGGAAAGCUACUAAAACAGACUACGCAAUCAUCACCACCACCACCACCACAAACUGAUAUUAAUUAAAGGAGUAACAGUGAAACAGCAGAAACAAUUACGGAAAGACAGCGAGAAUCGUUCUUGCUUUUUCUAGGGAGGUAUGCACCGGAAUCAGUGAACGCAAGAGAGAGAAUAUCGGAAAGGACUGUGUAUUAUAGAUCUUUUUUUUUUACGAUGAUGGUCUGAAAGUAAGUUUUAGUUUAUUUUUUUUUAACCUAUCAGUUCUCUUUCCUUUCAUUCUGUUGUGUAUAGAAGUAUUUCAACCUAUUAUUAUUAUUAUUAUUAUUAUUUUAUUGCUAGUUAGCUAUGAUGUUUAUUUCUAAUUUAAUCGAGAGCUAGUAGUUGUGAAAAAGGCAGCAAACACGAUGGGUAAGCUUUAUUUUGUGAAAUAUUGCACACUGCCUAGUUGUUUUAAGUAAUAAAAUGAACAGUGAGAUUAGAAGUGUUGUUUGUUUU
Molecule: messenger RNA, 6258 nt
Organism: Ochlerotatus camptorhynchus
Lineage: Eukaryota; Metazoa; Arthropoda; Insecta; Diptera; Culicidae
Gene: Eph
Product: Eph receptor tyrosine kinase
Exons: 12
Coding region: 1568-4936 (1122 amino acids)
Biological process (GO): ephrin receptor signaling pathway; axon guidance; protein phosphorylation
Cellular component (GO): plasma membrane; dendrite
Molecular function (GO): transmembrane-ephrin receptor activity; protein binding; ATP binding
Source: RefSeq, a predicted model, not a curated record